AUGGCAACCAAUAGUGAAAAUUUACCUGGUCAUGAAUCAGUUAUUAUCGAAAACGAUGAAGGAAUAAAUGCUGAGAGUAAUCGAACAAUUACUCAUAUCAAAAGUAAAUUUGUUAUUCCGAAGAAUAAUGAAUGUGUUCUUAUUGCUCCUCGUGGUUAUGAAGCUAUGAAUAUUGAUAUUGUCGAGAGAAAUAUCAAUUCCAUUCGUAAAAUACCUAAAAUUCAGAAGCAAAAAGAGACCGAUUCAAAACAAACAGAAAUAUCUGGUGACCUAUUCCAGUCGACAUUGGUUAUGCUUUUUCGUGAAGCUUUGAAGAAAAAGUAA
Messenger RNA from Rotaria socialis, 324 nucleotides. Lineage: Eukaryota; Metazoa; Rotifera; Eurotatoria; Philodinida; Philodinidae. The record is from the annotation of a GenBank genome assembly.